Messenger RNA from Hibiscus syriacus, 1102 nucleotides. Its product is annotated as ribonuclease P protein subunit p25-like protein. Lineage: Eukaryota; Viridiplantae; Streptophyta; Magnoliopsida; Malvales; Malvaceae. Gene Ontology annotation, molecular function: RNA binding. The record is from RefSeq and is a predicted model, not a curated record. Bases 120 to 881 code for a protein of 253 amino acids. The transcript has 9 exons.
UCUGAAGAGAGCGGCUUUAGUGCGUAAAAGAAGAAAAAUAAGCCGUAGAAGAGGGCUCUCUCUUGGUGGAGCUUACCCCCCAAUUUAUCCUUUACGAUUCCAUUAUCAUACCAUUAAAGAUGGAUCGUUACCAGAGAGUGGAGAAGCCGAAGGCAGAGACACCUAUUGAUGAGAACGAGAUUCGUAUUACCAGUCAAGGCAGGAUGCGCAAUUAUAUCACUUAUGCCAUGUCUUUGCUUCAGGAAAAGGGCUCGAAUCAAAUAGUCUUCAAGGCAAUGGGAAGAGCCAUUAACAAGACUGUAACUAUUGCGGAGUUAAUUAAGAGAAGAAUUGUCGGUCUUCAUCAGAUUACAUCUAUUGGAUCCACGGAUAUAACAGAUACGUGGGAGCCUCUUGAAGAAGGACUUCUUCCAUUGGAGACCACUAGGCAUGUGUCCAUGAUCACUAUAACCCUUUCGAAGAUUGAAUUGAAUACAUCGUCUGUCGGGUAUCAGCCUCCAUUACCACCUGAUCAGGUGAAGGCAUCCAUAAAAAUUGAUCCUGAAGGAGAGGGUUCACCCAAUGGUCGAGGUAGGGUCCGUGGUGGUAGAGGGAGGCCGAGGGGUAGAGGGAAUGCUUUUGUCUCUGCUGAGUAUGAGGAUGGAGGCUGGGAUCGCAAUCCUGGCUAUGCUAGGGGUAGAGGUCGAGGAAGAGGCCGUGGUUCCCGAGGUCGUGGACGUGGAGGAUACAAUGGACUUCAGGUUGAUAGGCUGGAAGAUGGAGGCUUCAAUCAGGAAGCCCCUCCCCAAGGCGGUCGUGGACGUGGACGUGGCCGUGGCAGAGGAUAUCGAGGAAGGGGCCGAGGGUUUAGAUCUAAUGGGCCAAUGCAGGCAGCUGUAUAAGGUGGUGGUGGCGGCAGUCCUUUAACAUAAUUGAAAUGGUGUUGCGUCUAGUUACAUUACAUGUUUUAUGAUUUUCUAAUAUUGUCGUUUAUUUAUUUUAGCUUUAGGGUAUGUUCAAUUUUUUUCAUUGGUCGUUACUAGCAGUUUUAACAUAGGAUGUGUUGAUGCGUAGAGACUAGCAUAGUUGCAUUCAGGUGUUUCUAGCGCAGUGUUGCGGCUGC